GCAGUAUCGGUGGUGGUAGUGGUAACGUCACGUUAGUCAGACCUAACUCGUACAAUUGUAGAUUAGUCGUGGUAGUAUUUUAGUCUCGUACUAGUAUUGUAGGCUAGUAGUAGUAGUAUUGUAUAAUUAUAAAGUUAGUAGUGCUGGUGGUUGUAAUGUCACGUUAGCUAGCUAGCUAGCUCGUAGUAGGCCUAGUAGUAGUGUAGACUCGUCGUUGUAGUAUUGAAGGCUACUAGUAGUAGUAGGAGUAGUAGAAGUAUUGUCGGCUAGUAGUCGUAGUAACGUUAGUAGUGUUCUUGUAGACGAGUCGUAGUGUGCUCAGUUAAAGACUUUCGGCGCAGACGGAAGUAGAAAACGUGAAUCCUCUCUUCCUCUGUUAGGAUUCCGCCAUAUUCCGUGUACUGUCCCUUUAAAAGCACUCGGCGCUUUCCGGUGUGAGUCGGCGCUGCUCGUCAUCAACCUCUUUCACUGCGGCUCCAUCGCCGAGCGGACUGGCCCGCUGCUCUCCUCCGAGAACUCAGUGCCGACUGCCGGAUCUAUUAAACCACCGACGCCGGUUCCCUGAAAGCCUCCAGCUCCCGUCAAAAUGCAGGCUAUCAAAUGCGUGGUGGUGGGCGACGGGGCGGUGGGUAAGACCUGUCUGCUGAUCAGCUACACCACCAAUGCCUUCCCCGGGGAGUACAUCCCCACCGUCUUUGACAACUACUCUGCCAAUGUGAUGGUGGAUGGGAAACCAGUGAAUCUGGGCCUCUGGGACACGGCAGGACAGGAGGACUACGAUAGGCUCAGACCACUGUCCUACCCACAGACGGAUGUGUUCUUGAUAUGCUUCUCCCUGGUCAGUCCGGCCUCCUUUGAGAACGUCCGAGCUAAGUGGUACCCCGAGGUGAGACACCACUGCCCCAACACGCCCAUCAUCCUGGUGGGCACCAAGCUGGAUCUGAGGGAUGACAAGGACACCAUCGAGAGGCUGCGGGACAAGAAGCUGUCCCCCAUCACCUACCCACAGGGCCUGGCCAUGGCCCGGGAGAUCGGGGCCGUGAAGUACCUGGAGUGCUCCGCGCUCACCCAGCGGGGCCUGAAGACGGUGUUCGACGAGGCCAUCCGAGCCGUGCUCUGCCCUCCGCCUGUGAAGAAGAGGGGGAAGAGGUGCACCAUGUUCUGAGGAGGAAGCCCCGCCCCCCCACCCCUCUACACUACACUACAUCACCAUGUACAACAACCACUACUUCUCUGAGAGGAUGAGAUGGGAAACUAGCAAGAGUGAGUGUGCACUGCUGAGAUUGCUUUCUUUAUAUUGAUGUUUUUUCAAAGCGACAUUGGUAUAUUUAAUCCAAUUUUUUUACCAUAACUGAAUAGGCUCAUAGUUUCUCUGUGAAAGACAUUGACUGUCCACCUACUUUGUACUCAUAGAACCGCCUCACGUUGCCAUGAGGGCUGACAAAGGUCUCCAUUUACUGCAUUCUGCGACAUCUCUUCUUUUUCAGCCGCGCUUGCUUGAGUUUUUGGAUUUUUGAAACGUUCUGAAUUUCUCAGUCUCACUGUUGACGAGCUGGAUAGGGAACUGUGAGGUCACCCUCAGCUGCUGACCUGAGAUCAGCACGCUGUUCACUAAAUGCCACGACCAGAGCGCCUUAAAUGUUACGUUAUAUUUAGACGUCAGAGGGAUGAGUUCAAGGGGAACUCUGUUAUUCUUUUGUAGUUUUGGCCCCUCAUUCCAACCAGUGAUGAUGUAAAUUCUGAGAUUUGAGGAACCGAAUGAGUCCAGAAACAAAAGAAAGCAGCAGCUCUUCAUCCUAACGCCUCCUCCUAGAGAACAUCCUGUUUAAUGGGGAACCGGUGGAUCUUUCAACCUGGACCCUAUUUUAUGAUGUUUUUGUGUGUAAGUGACAACAACCGAGCUGCGAGGGCAACUCUUCACUAGAGGUCAUUCCUGUCUCUUUUUAAUCUUCGAAGUGUCCUUCCAACGCUAUGGAAAGAACCCUCUGGAGAGGGAAGAGAGGAGCGUGAGCGAUGAUGAUUAUUAUUAUUUUUUAUCCGCAUUAUUAUUAUUAUUAUUAGUAGUAAUGUAAGGAUGUAGUUUGAUGAAGAGGAGGUGGCUUGUUGCCUGGAGUCCGUGAGAGAUGGAGAGGGGUGUGUCCCAGGCAGUGUGGCAGACUUUAAAGGUCACGGCUGAAUAUUUAGAGGACGUGGAAGAGGUCCUUGAACUCAACGAUAUUUAUCUGAGUUCACGGACGCUGCAACGCUGCAUUCAGGUCUCACAACGAGACUUGGUGAGGAGGUGGAAUGUGAACAAUAAGUUUAGUUUCUCUGCGGGUUCUUUCCAUCAUGUUGUCAGACACUCUGGGGUCAGGGGUCAAAAACAACGACAUUCUGUGAGGAGUUGAUUACACCUGUAGCGCUCUCCCUCCAGCAAAUAGUCCCAAACAGGAGAUUAGGCUCCAAGGUGAAUAAAUACAUACAUAUUUAAAAAAGCCUUUGAGUUAAGAUCAUUUUGUCAAAUAAAAAAAAACUAACAUUUCUCUGUCUCACCUGAUCUGUGCCAGAAUGACCACGGUGGCAUUCCCACUGUGGACAAACAGCUGAUCUUAGUCCAGUGUCUUUGGGUAACUUCAUCUAACUGUGAACACGUGACAGACGAGCAUGCCAAACAUGGGGGCCGAACACCCUGCUGCCUGAGCGCUGCCUCGGAGGCUGGAGGAGCUUGCAUGGGUCUUAAAAUAUUCGGUCUUAAUUUAUCCCAUUAAUUUUGUCUCUGUUCCUGUGUGUGUGUGUGUGUGCGCGCGCCUGUGUGUGUGUGUGGGUGAGUGUGUGUGUGGACGAGCAUGUGUCGUAUCAGUGGGACGGCUUUGUUUCACGGUUCGGGGGCAGUGCAUAAAAAACAGUAUUGUUUUGAGCCAAGUUUUUUAGUGUCCAGUUUUUUGGUACUAUUUCAUAUUGUAUUGUAGUAAACACGAGACUUUUCAACAAUCUGUGGACAUAAAGAAAGAAAAAAAAGAAAAGAAAAAAAACAGGAUAUUAAUGACAUCUCGUGAUGUGGGAAUAAUCCUUAGGAAAGGAAUGCGUUAUGAAUAUCUACAUGUACCUGAAUAUUUAGCUCUUAAGACUAAAACAAUUGAAACUAAAGGGAGUAUAGUCGCUUGUGUUGAAGUUAGAAGUGUUGCUAACAGUGUACAAUAAUAAAAGGGCCGAUCCUUUUAUGACAUGCAUCUCUGUGUGGUCACAGGCCGGCAGUGUGUCUGUCUCCCCCUCGUGGCGAGACGCAGCACUGCAGGCCCAUCCGUCACGCUGUCUUUGGUUGGCAUAGCAAACUGUGUGGUUGCGUCAUGUCGUGUGGUCCCGCCCCCCGAGGAGGAGCAAAGGCACUGUAAUCUACUAUUGCAUGGAAGUUCUCUGGUUAUUUGACCCACUGUAAUUCUUAGGAGAGGUUGUAUAAUGAAAUGCAUUGGCCAUGUACGUAUGUAAUGUAAGAUGACUUGUAUACUUGUUCCAACUGUUUGUCUUAUUUUUUAUUACUUCACAUGUCUGUGUGGUGAAAUAUUUCAAUUUUUUUGUAUACUAAAUACAAAUGUAUAUGUAAGGCA
Molecule: messenger RNA, 3584 nt
Organism: Pseudoliparis swirei
Lineage: Eukaryota; Metazoa; Chordata; Actinopteri; Perciformes; Liparidae
Gene: rac3b
Product: Rac family small GTPase 3b
Exons: 6
Coding region: 587-1165 (192 amino acids)
Biological process (GO): motor neuron axon guidance; small GTPase-mediated signal transduction; actin filament organization
Cellular component (GO): cell cortex; cell projection; plasma membrane
Molecular function (GO): GTPase activity; GTP binding; protein kinase binding
Source: RefSeq, a predicted model, not a curated record